AUGCCUAGCCAUUGGACCGCAAUAAGGAGAUUAGCCUACGCCGACGAUGCAGCUACCGUAAGGUUGAGCGACACGGGAGCCUCAAGACUUCUGGAUCAUCUCCUCUGCAGCAUGGUGCAGAAUGCUGAGGUGUACUUUCAUCUCUGCAAUACGCCUGCCUGGAUCAGAGCCCGCCUCCAUGCUUGGGUGCGUCCGUUCGAGCGGCUGCGGUUCGUCAAGUCGAAAAUUAUUUCAAGAAUCAAUUACUGGCUGGCUGGGACCUUGUUGGGCAUAAGCAUUCGCUACGGGGAAUACGAGCCAAUUUGGGCGAGGAAUGUUGACAUGGAAGAACGACUGCCAAGGAUUAGUGUUGCUUGCGCUAAAUCUGCACCUCCUAGAAGUUUUCGGGACGAGCAUCACACCACCUAG
This is a messenger RNA of Paraphaeosphaeria sporulosa, 408 nucleotides long. RefSeq lists its product as uncharacterized. The record is from RefSeq and is a predicted model, not a curated record. The transcript has 2 exons. NCBI's taxonomy places the organism in Eukaryota, Fungi, Ascomycota, Dothideomycetes, Pleosporales, Didymosphaeriaceae. Bases 1 to 408 code for a protein of 135 amino acids.